Messenger RNA from Paramuricea clavata, 2409 nucleotides. Lineage: Eukaryota; Metazoa; Cnidaria; Anthozoa; Malacalcyonacea; Plexauridae. The record is from the annotation of a GenBank genome assembly.
AUGCUACUCCACUACCGCAAUACUCCUCAUAGAAUGACCGGAAGAACACCUUCAUCAUUGCUAAUGAACCGAGAAGUCAAGACGAAACUUCCUAGUUUUGAACAACAGACAAACGAUGAAACUGAAACUCGCAAGAAAGAUGAAGAGGAGAAAGAGAAAUAUACCGACAAGAGGCGAAAAGCAAGUCCAAGAAAUCUUGAAGUCGGAAAUAAAGUACUAGUUACUCAAAAACAUCGAAACAAAUUUACGACAAAGUUUCAUCCUGAUCCAAUGGUAAUCACCAAAAUAAACGGCACGCAGAUAGUGUUAAAAGACAAAAAUGGCACACAACAUCGCAGAAACUCAUCGCAUGUCAAGUUAUACCAGGAAAUUCCUGAUCCUGAAGAAGAAAUCCAGAGUGAUCGCAAGCAUGACAGACAAACGGAAAGUCGCGAAGAAAACACCGAAGCAACUCAAACAGAAACCAACCAGAAUACUACAGAAACGGAAAUUGUUCUACGUAGAUCAACGAGAAAUAGAAAACCAGACUAUCUAAAAGUAGGUUAAAUUAGUCAAGUUUAAAAUGCAGACUGUUGACAUUUAGUUUAGUUUAAAGAACACGGUAAUGAAACCCGUAAUAGUAAUUCCAAGACACUAAGUCUUAGAACGGAACUACAAAGUAAAGAACUACAUAGAAUAGAGAUUUUAGAAACUUUAAAGGUUGAUAUUUUCAUAACUAUAAUUAAGGAAGGGAUGUUGUAUCCAAAUGCUGAUUGGUCAGCUGAAGUGAUUGACAUAUAAGAUUAGGUCACGAGACAUUAGAUUAGGAGACGCUAAGCCAGAGAGCAAGUAUAUAUGUAUAAUAUAGCAGAGUAAAUAUAUGUUAUAAAAGUUGAAUAACGGAGGAUAUAAAAGUCAUACAAAUAUAUACAAAAUUUGCGAACUUCACAGGGCUAUAUUUUCUGCAUUUUACAACAUUUAGCAACCAAUCUUCGCAGUUUUACUCAUUCUAAAGACGCUCUUUCUAGCUGUGGUGUUGGAUUUCGUUCUUCUUGCGAUGAUCAAAAUUUAGUCUAUAGCCGGUGUCGACACAGAGUCGAUUUGUGUGAUCAAUCCAAAGCAUGACCCACUGAAAUAUUGUAGAUCAAAAAGCACUGUCAACAGUCAAAUGUCAAUACAAUAUGUAAAUCAGAGUCACUAUCUUGAUCAUUUUCCGGUAUGUUGGUAGACAAAUGGUGUCUCGAAAGAAAGUACAUGUGCAGACAACAUGAAACUUUAGACUGCAGAAAAUUGCACAAGCAGUUAUCAAACUCGUGUCACAGAAGUGGUAAAGGACAUGUGUGACAACUGAAUGGUAUCCGUUUGUAAAAUUUUUGGCCAGGGGUGGGCGUUUAUUUUUCAAUUGAUAUUUGAGGUUGGGUAAUCAAAUUAUUGACUUUUUUAAUGGUUGGGUCAGCAAAAUUUUUGCCACGAAAAACAUUUCUCUUCGGCGCUACCCCCUCCAUGCAUAAUUAAUGACCGCUUCCUUACAACAAAAGGAUUUCUAGAGGUCAACUCCAGGGGUCGAGAUUUAAAUUUUUUUGUACUAUACAGCCGGAAUAGUAGAUUUUUAUAUUUACUAUUCCGUCUGAAAAUCCACUAUUCCUUAAUGUACUGUUUCUGUUCAUGCGUGAAAUCAUCCUUGAGACUCCUAAAGUGAACUGAAUAAUUGAAUAACAAAAAAUAAACAUGUACCAAAGUGCAUUGCUCUGUACAGUGAUGAACAAAUUAUUAAUAAAAAACAAAGUUCAAACACUGAGAUGAACUUGCGAACUUUGUUGCGAAGUUCGCGCCCAAUUUCCGAACUUGGAAACGUAAUUGGCAAGUUCGCAACGAACUUGGGAACCGCGCGUUGAAAAGUGACUUGAAAUCAACAAUAAUAUUGCUGCAAAGAAAUUAGAAUAUGCAAGUAUUGCAAGCGAACAAGAACUUAUCUACGAAGUGGAACAGUGGCUCAAAGUCCGGUAUAAAGCGGUGAUAUAUUAUACAAGAGGAAAACUCUUGCUUGUCGAUAUAUGGUAGCACAACUUUUUCUACUAUACAAACGGAAUACUGUGAUCAUCAAGUUUACUAUUCCGUCAGGCAUUUUAGUAUAUUCGGAAUAGCGGGAAUUUCGACCCCUGAACUCAAAUGAUAAGUUAAAAACAAAUGCUUUUGAAAAUAGCGGUAAUAUAAUCUUUUUUAUGAUCUAAUAUUUUUCAGGGUAAUUACGUUGCAUUAAACGAAAGUGAAAUAAACGAACUGAGCGAUGAAGAAUACGAGCUCAAGAUUGCAAAAUCCUACGAAACUUUGGCGAACGCGGGUGCACAUUACGUGAUCGACAGCAUCGCUGAACUGCCUCCCGUAAUUGAAGAUAUAAACCGCAGACUGGCUGCGGGCGAGCGACCUUGA